AUGUCGACAGCCUCUGAGGGUCAAUUCAAGCAUGAGGGAGCUACCUUCUACACUAAAACUUGGACGCCGGAUGGCCCAACCAAAGCCAAGCUGAUCUUCGUCCACGGCUUUAGCGAGCAUAUCAACCGCUAUAACGACUUUUUCCCAAGGCUUGCGGAACAAGGCAUUCAGGUAUUCGGCUGGGACCAACGGGGCUGGGGGCGCAGCGUUGUCAAGCCCGCUCACAAAGGACUCACUGGGCCGACCUCCCAAGUCAUCGCUGAUGUUGCUGCUUUCCUCAACGACAAACUUCUUGCCAAGGAUGAAACGCCAAACCUGCCAGUUUUCGUUAUGGGUCAUUCCAUGGGCGGUGGGGAGGUUCUGACCCUUGCUGGAGACUCACAAUAUGCUGAACUGGUUGGUCGAGUCCGAGGAUGGAUCCUCGAAUGUCCGUUUGUCGGUUUUCCUGCUGGAGAAGAGCCAAGUAGCUUCAAGAUCUUCGCUGGUCGGCUAGUUGGUCGGCUCUUACCAAAACAGCAACUCAAACAUGUUGUACCGCCAGAAUACCUUAGUCGGGAUGAAGCGGUCGUUCAGGCGGUGCGGGAUGACCCCUUGUGUCACAAUACGGGGACCCUUGAGGGCCUGGCUUCACUUCUUGAUCGGACAACUCUUUUGUCGUCUGGCCGGGUUCAACUUGGCAGCCACGUCAAAAGCGUUCUCUUGACACAUGGAACAGAAGAUCGAGCCUGCAGCUAUGAUGCUGCGCUUAAAUUUAUUGAGCAGCAGCACGGCGUCAACGACAAGACUACCAAGUCCUAUAACGGAGCCUAUCACCAGCUCCACGCAGAUCACUGCAAGGAUGAAUUUACAAAUGACAUUAUCGAAUGGAUCUUGGAACGAUCUGACCAACCCGUCAGUACCACAGAACCGCUUGAAGCAAAACUCUAA
This is a messenger RNA of Pochonia chlamydosporia 170, 927 nucleotides long. Its product is annotated as alpha/beta hydrolase. Gene Ontology annotation, molecular function: lipase activity. The record is from RefSeq and is a predicted model, not a curated record. The transcript is spliced from 2 exons. Bases 1 to 927 code for a protein of 308 amino acids. Lineage: Eukaryota; Fungi; Ascomycota; Sordariomycetes; Hypocreales; Clavicipitaceae. Gene Ontology annotation, cellular component: membrane.